Molecule: messenger RNA, 3309 nt
Organism: Seriola aureovittata
Lineage: Eukaryota; Metazoa; Chordata; Actinopteri; Carangiformes; Carangidae
Gene: etnk2
Product: ethanolamine kinase 2
Exons: 9
Coding region: 317-1399 (360 amino acids)
Biological process (GO): phosphatidylethanolamine biosynthetic process
Cellular component (GO): cytoplasm
Molecular function (GO): ethanolamine kinase activity
Source: RefSeq, a predicted model, not a curated record
ACCCGCUGUACAAUCGGAUGAUCCCGGGCGGGUGGAGCUAAGUAGGAGGAAAUGGUACAGUUGGCUGACUGCUCCCAAGAAAACCGGCAGCGAGCAUCUCUACCCGGCAGUUUCAUCGGUCAUCUUCACAGCUUCUUACUCAUCGUUAUUGCAACAGCUAUCAAGCAAGAUAAAUCUAUCAAGCAGAACUUCAGUCUAUUCACAAAAACACAUCAACAUUUAGCUACUUAUAAACCAAGCAACACUUGUAUGUUGCAAUUUCUGGAGGUGUCUGUGAAGGGCUCGGAGAUUAACGUUUCAGAUAAACGGCUGCAGGAUGGAGACGCAGAUACAUGUGCCAGUCGGGUCGCCGGUCAUUAGAAAAAUUCCCAUUUUCGUGGACGAACACAACGUAACGGAGGGGGCGAUGAAGCUCAUUAAAGAGCUGAGACCGACGUGGGACACCAGCCAUGUCAAGACCAAGCUCUUCACUGAUGGAACCACCAACAAGCUGGUGGGCUGCUACGUGGAGGACAGUCCAGAGGACGUCGUGCUGGUCCGAGUGUACGGGAACAAGACUGAGCUGAUUGUGGACAGAGACAAUGAGCUCAAGAGCUUUCAGGUGCUACAUGCUAAUGGUUGCGCUCCUCGUCUCUACUGCACCUUUCAGAACGGCAUCUGCUAUGAGUUCAUGCAGGGGGAUGCUCUGGGGACGCAGGAUGUCAGGGAUCCUUCCCUACUCAGACUGAUAGCCAGGGAGAUGGCUCGUAUUCAUGCCAUCCACGCACACAACGGCUGCAUCCCCAAACCUAACCUCUGGAUCAAGAUGAGGAAAUACUUCUCCCUUGUGGCCACAGAGUUCACCGAUCAAGCCUCCAACAUCAGGAUCCAGCAGGAGGUUCCCAGCAAGGUGGUGCUGGAGCAGGAGAUGGUGUGGAUGAAGGAGCAUCUCUCCACGCUGGGCUCCCCUGUGGUGCUCUGCCACAAUGACCUGCUCUGCAAGAACAUCAUCCACAACAGCAAAGAGGGUCAUGUUCGGUUCAUUGACUAUGAAUACUCCAGCUACAACUACCAGGCCUUCGACAUUGGCAACCACUUCAACGAAUUUGCAGGUAUGACUGAGCUGGACUACGGGCUGUACCCCAGUCGGGAGAUGCAAAUGGACUGGCUCAAAGUUUACCUGCAGGCAUACAAACUCUUCACCAAGAAAACAGAGGAGGUCAGCCCACGAGAGCUGGAGACACUCUACGUACAGGUCAACAAGUUUGCUCUGGCUUCUCACUUCUUUUGGGGCUUCUGGGCGCUCAUCCAGGCCAAAUACUCCUCCAUCGAUUUUGACUUCCUUGGGUACGCUGUGCUUCGUUUCAACCAGUACUUUAAGACCAAACCUGCAGUGAUGGCCAUGCAGAUCCCAGAAUGAGAGGAGACAGAGGAGGACAGGAUGAGGCGAGAAGACAGGCGGGAGGGUGUCAACAGGUUUCGUGCUGGGACGUCCUGUAGGGUGGGAACGCUUCUCUGUGAGCCAGCUAUUGAUGGACCACUCUGUGGUCUACCUGGCAUCCUUUUCUGCAACGAGUGCAGUUCCUCUUUUAUUCCUCCAAACUUAGCUUCACAUCUGUCACAACCCUAGCUCAAGAAUUAUAAAACUCAUGUGCGUUCGCUGUGUGUAUGUGAGUGUGUGCUUGUUUAUGUUCUUAAUUUAUCUGGAUAAACCUGACGUCUCGCUUUCCCUCUGCAGCUGAACCAGGCGUAGUGAGCACAGCAGUCUGAGUUUGGGGUAGAGUUCACUCACUUAAAACCUGCUUCAUUAUCUGUCACACUGGCGCCAAUAUGUUCCACGGUGCUGGUAAUGAAGGUCAAAAGAAGGAUGAGACUGUAACGAAGAGUUUGAUGCUGACGUUGGCGGUUCGUUCUGUUCUCUGUGUAUCUUAUGGCUCAAUGCCACGACCUCAAUGCAGUUAGAAACUGACUCCAGUGGCAUUUCACCUGGGAUUCCUCACAUUCUGCAUGUGGUGUGCGGUGGGACCAUUCCUCCUUUUGUCUUAAGUUAUUUUAACAGUUUGACUUCUAAUCUAUGUGAUCCUUCCUCUCAUUUCUCCAUUUAUGGUGCUAAGUGCUUGUAGCCGCGGUAUUUCUGCACUGCAUUUCCCAGAGAUCGCCUGUGCAUCACACACUGUGGGCAGCACUGUGUCGUUCCUCUUUCCCCGGAUCGAUGCAGGUUGAGCUUCUGUCGGUUUCUCCUCUAGCUGCUCCCAGCAAACUGCUUUUGCUGCUGCUGAAAUAUGAAACAUACUUUUCUGUGUGCUAGUGGACUUUCUCCCCUGGAAGGAGCUACCAGACACUGAGUGUGUGGAACAGCAAAUAGAAAAGCUUUUCAUGGCCUGGCUGUUGGUUGAAUCACUAUUGUGUUAUAGCAAUCAGUGAUAGAGAGCGGCUAAAGGUGCAUUUAUUUAUUUAUGUGGAUUAUUCAUCUCAGGUCAACAACUCUUCAGUUUGGGUUGCUUUAGUAAGUGUUGCUUUGUGUUGAAAUGGGAAGUGGAACUGAAGCAGGAGGGGAGAUAGAUUUCUUUUUUUUUUUUAAAUAACGGACCUGUGUAAAUGUCACUCUAAACUCUGUGUUCAUUUCUGUCCUCACACUGUUUUUCCACCGUCUUGACUUUUAUGGUUAAAGUGAAACGCUCUGUUAAACUUUCCAGACCUCUUGGAAAAAUCCCCCCCCUCCUCACCACUUCUCUAAUGCUUUCCUGUGUCUGAUCCCUGUUCACAUUACUAUCUCCUCCCACCCCUGUUUUGUUUCAUCUCUCCCUUUGUCAGUGGAUAUUGAGGCAGUAACACCUGCUCCACUGGCCGUCUUAACAUCAGAGCACCAUACUGUAAUCCAUUCAUAUUCACAUCACAGAUUCUAGGCCAAAUUUUGUCAUUUAAUCAGACAUUGCAUAAGUUAUAUGGAGGGUCAAACCAAGUCUAUCUGGGGCUCUGUGUCCAUCGUGACAUCACCUCGUACUUGGAUGGAAAAAGACAUCAUCUGACUCUGACACUAACUUUGUCAUUUCCUGUAGGGAGGAAAUCCUCAUUCUACUGUCAGCAAAAAUGCUAGAACCCUUAAACGGGACUUGACUGGUUUUACACAUCAAAGUCUGUUUACAGGUAUUUGGGAGUCCUAUUGCAAAUGUGAAAGAAGUUUAAUAAAAUCUUUUGAGCAGUGUGAAAUCUCCUCAAGUGAUGUCACUUGAGUCGGCGUCGGUUGGGGCUGAACAAGUUGAAAAAUAAAAAAAAUCUGGAGGUGUGGCAUUAGAAAUAGGUGAGCUCACCAGACCUCUGUAGCCUGUA